Molecule: messenger RNA, 510 nt
Organism: Hydra vulgaris (swiftwater hydra)
Lineage: Eukaryota; Metazoa; Cnidaria; Hydrozoa; Anthoathecata; Hydridae
Source: RefSeq, a predicted model, not a curated record
CGUAAAGCAUUCGUGAUUAAUUUACACGAAAGUCUAAAAGCCUGCGUUAUUUUAAAAAAAUGAUUUGAUGUCUAACAAAAGUUUUAAAGUUUACACUCAGUUUUAAUAGUUCACAUUCAGUAGAGUUUCAAUUUUUGGUGCAGUUUAAAAAAAAUGUAUUAUAUAGCAAAACGAAUCGAGUUUGGAAUUUUAUGCAAGAUAAAGUAUUGUUUGAGCAAACAAAAUUAUUUAUCAACAUCCAUUACCUGCAAUGCUGGUUCAAAAUUCAGAAGAAAAAUUGGGAAAGCAAUAGAUGGUAGUGCAUUUGGGCCAUUAACAGAUCUACCAGAUUGGACUUAUGUAAACAAAAAUGAACCACCAGUUGUAACAAAGCAGCAAAAGUUACGACAAAUGAAGCAGGUUGCUAUAGCUACAAGAAUUAACAAGCUUUUAGAAGAAAUUGAAAUGCAAAAAAAUAGAACUUUACUUAAAGAAUCGAAUGAAAAAGAUAAUAUCUAAAGUUAUUUUUAA